Messenger RNA from Megachile rotundata (alfalfa leafcutting bee), 1149 nucleotides. Its product is annotated as proteoglycan 4-like. Lineage: Eukaryota; Metazoa; Arthropoda; Insecta; Hymenoptera; Megachilidae. The record is from RefSeq and is a predicted model, not a curated record.
AUGAGGGAGGCGAAGAGGCUGCCAUGCCCAGACCUGGUAGCACAGAUGCUGAGGAACGCGGACAACGUUCGGCGAGUUGCGGCGGCUUCCCGGAACUUAAAGGGAACCGCCGUGAGAGACUUGCGUGUAUGCGCGAAUACGAUACAGGCGUACGCCGUUGAACUCGGCAAGAGGCCUGAAUCGGAGGGAAGCGAUGCUCUCCAGAUCACGGAGCUGCGGCAGGCGCUGGCAAUGGCCGAAAUGGAGAAGGAGCGCCUCCAGAGAGAUGUAGACAGUCUCCGCAAGGAGACAGAAGAUAUGCGGCGAGAGAUGGAAAAUCUCAGGAGGGAGGUUGCGGAAAUGGUUACUCCAGUGGCUAUAUGCCCCCCCUCACCGCCACGUCCGAUGGAGCCCGAGCCGACGCCACCACGGAAGAGGAGGGCGAGUCAAUGCUCUUCCCCGAUAGAGGAGGAGCAAUUGAAGAGGAGGGCGACGGAGGCUGAGGCGCACCCCCUGCCAGCAGCACCAGAACCCUUCAUAGAGGUGGAGCCGGUUCUUCCCAUUGUGGAAGAACGAAGAGCGGAAGAGUCGCCAAGGAGCCAGGAGGUGGAACAUUUAACCAACCUGGUGACUACCUUGGCGGCGACGGUGAAAGACCUUGCCGAGGAGGUCCGACGUGGGAAGAGUCAGGAGACCACCCGACCCCAGGAGGUUCCCUCCCAGGGGCGAAGAGGGCCGAGAGAAGUGACCCCAGCGCCACCCCGAGCAAGGAGGGAUGAGCAGCCGAAGACGGCGACAGCCCCAGCCCCGGAGACCUGGGCAACCGUGGUCGGCCGAAGGGCGAAAAAGGCUCAGAGGAAGGAGGCGGCGGCUGCAGCAGGGGAAGCUGCGCCGACCGCUGCGGUGGCUAGUCGGCCCACUAAGAAGAAGCCGCAGAAGAAGAGACCAGCACCCAAGAAGGUGCAAGUGCCGAAGGUCCCUCAGAUGGCUGCCCUGACUUUAACCAUCCCGAAAGGCGGGAAAACAACCUAUUCUGAGGCGAUGAAGAAAGCGAUGGAGACGGUCCCCUCCACCGAAAUCCAGCAGAUCGGAAUCACCGAGUUUAAGGUGAAAAAGUCGGCCACCGGGGGCAUGAUCCUGGGAGUCCCGGGCCCCGGUGGUCAGGCUAAG